Molecule: messenger RNA, 1191 nt
Organism: Tetranychus urticae (two-spotted spider mite)
Lineage: Eukaryota; Metazoa; Arthropoda; Arachnida; Trombidiformes; Tetranychidae
Source: RefSeq, a predicted model, not a curated record
UGUGACAAAUAAAAAACUACACCAAUCACUUGCAAGAGCUCUGAAUUGAAACUAAUAUUGUUAUUUUGUUUACUUAUUUAAAGAUCGUUAUAUUUUGUGAGUUUUUAUUUUUAAUUAGUUUACACAUUCAGCCUCAUGCAAAUUAAUAAAAUGAGAGUUUUGUCACCUUACAUCUAUAAUACACCGCCUGGACCAUUGCGACCUGCUAAAUUGGCAAAAUAUCUUGCAAGAUCUAGAUUUAAAGCAAUUCGUUCUUUUGGAGCUUCGGGAAGUGCAAUUCAAUUGUCCAAUGAAACAGCCUACAGCGAAGCCAAGAUAUUUCCUAAACCCAAUCUAAGUCACAUCACAACUAAUCAAGCUGUUCAACCACAAUCAUCGAAAGUGUUUGAUAAUUUUGUGAAACCUGAAAAAGUUAUUUCGAACAAACUUAAGUUUAAAGUCAAUAAUUCUACAAUGUCUACCUCUACUAAUGAUGCAAAUAUAAAGUUAUAUCAUCGACCCUCUUGGAUUAUCAUGGAUGAUGAAAGUGAAAAGAUGAAUUCCUCACCACCGCCAACAAUAAGUUUAAAUGAAAGAUUUUCCAAUUUACCAGUGAAAAAGAAACGGGACAAAGAAAAAGGUAAACAUAAAAAGAAGCGAACUCGACGAAUUUCGAUUCCCUCCAAUACUUGGAUUAGUAUUAAGAAUACCAAGGACAACAAGUGUAAACAGAAAAGACGAGCUCCAAAGGUUGAUGAUGACGAGGACGACAAUGAUCAAGACCAAAUUGCAUCAAUUAGAGUAAAAGAUGAUUCAUUUUCUCAUUCGGAGUAUAGCAGUAAUGGUUUAAAUGAUAAUGAGAACAACUGUGGAAGUAUUCGCUCAGAACCAUCAAUAUUAGAUGAUUUGGAUGUCAUUUCUGCUGACAUCGAUGACAAUUUACUUGUUGAUUGUAUGCUAAAAGAUUGGAGUGACAUGGAUUUCAUUCUGGACCCGAAUUUCCUGGAUUUGUCUAAAUUAGAGGAAUCUAUGAUGUCAGAUAAUUAAUAUGUGUAAAAAUUCAUUCAAAGUAUUCAUUUUUUAUUCGCUUUUUUUACCAAAUCUCUAAUUUCUUGAUCUUCUAUAUUUUCUAUCAAAUUUCUAUAAAACGACGACUAUCAUUAAUGAUGCAAUAAAAUUCUCAUGCAAUUUUGGUAAAUUUUGAUCAAUGAA